Megalops cyprinoides (Indo-Pacific tarpon) is the source of this 1018-nucleotide messenger RNA. Its product is annotated as E3 ubiquitin-protein ligase RNF138-like. The transcript is spliced from 8 exons. Bases 125 to 901 code for a protein of 258 amino acids. The record is from RefSeq and is a predicted model, not a curated record. NCBI's taxonomy places the organism in Eukaryota, Metazoa, Chordata, Actinopteri, Elopiformes, Megalopidae.
UUGACAACGUUUUAAAUGCCCUGUAUUAAAGAACAUUUAGCCACAUGCGAACGGACUGUACGAGACGUUUCUCUAAAGAAGUGAGUCUUCCGUGGUAGGCUACUCUUGGAGACCUCUGAAUGUCAUGGCCUCUGUAGGACUGGUGGGGAACACGGCAAAUGAAGAUGGGGCUGUGGAUGAUUCCACAGGGGAAUUUGACUGCCCCAUUUGCCAAGAUGUCCUGAAGACCCCUAUAAGGACAAGGAGCUGCCGACAUGUGUUCUGCAGGAGCUGUUUCAAGACGGCAGUGAGGACCCAGGGCCCGCACUGCCCCAUGUGCCGAGGGCCCGUAUCGGAGCGGGAGAAGACAGCACAGGACAUUGUGCAGAAGAUGAGAGAGACCAGGGGCCCGUGCAGGGCCUGUGGAACUUUGAGUUUGCUCAGUAGGAUGAGGAGUCACUACAAACACUGCAGGGAAUACAUGGAGGAGUACGGCCCACCCUCCGAUGCCCAGAGCAUGCUGGGAAACCAGCAGGAUAGGGCCAAUGACAGCGCACAGACCCCGCCCUCCGCCAGGAUUUACCCUGUCCAUGUACAGCAUCCAUCAUCUGUGAUUGGCAGCUCGACAGCUGUGUAUUCUUGCCCAUACUGCCAGCAGCAGGGUUUUUCUGACAUGGCCUUGGCUCAGCACUGCAUAGGAAGCCACGCUGGUGACCCCUCUCGUGUGGUGUGUCCUAUCUGUGUCGCCACGUCUUGGGGUGACCCCAACUACUGCAGCAGAAACUUCAUUGGGCACUUAACGGCCCGACACAGAUUUAGCUAUGACAUUUACAUGAAUGUACGUGAGGACGAGGACACCCAGCUGCACCUGGCAAUCCAACAGUCGAUUCUGCAGGCAUGUGAAAGGAGAAUAACUCGUUGAGACCUUCAGCUUCGUUCAAAAGAGUUCAUACCGCAAUCACGCUUAGCUUUAAAUUAGAGAGGUGUGUGGAAAAAAAAUAUAUAACCAUAUGAAUGUCAGUUUAUUUCUCCUUAAUGU